This is a messenger RNA of Nasonia vitripennis (jewel wasp), 2893 nucleotides long. RefSeq names its product protein phosphatase inhibitor 2. Lineage: Eukaryota; Metazoa; Arthropoda; Insecta; Hymenoptera; Pteromalidae. The transcript is spliced from 4 exons. Gene Ontology annotation, biological process: regulation of signal transduction. The coding region runs from base 445 to 1032 and encodes 195 amino acids. Gene Ontology annotation, molecular function: protein phosphatase inhibitor activity. The record is from RefSeq and is a predicted model, not a curated record.
AACGCAACGGUCUCGUUGAUCGAGUAUCGACUUUUGCUUUUGCGCAUAUAUCUACUUGGUCUACUUUGUCUCUGACUUCCAUACCUAUCCAGAACUCCGCAAGAACAAGAAUGGUUGUCUCACUAUAACCCCCUCUUUCUCUCUCUCUCUCUCUCUCUCUAUCUCUCUCUCUCUUCACCCUCCUCUCUUCACCCUCCUCUCUUUACCCUUUCUCUCAAAAUAAAAAUUCAGAAGACGUGCGCGAUUUCCUUUCCGGCUUUCAAUGCAGGUGAAUUGAACAUCGAGAAAUCAUACACUGUGAUGUGGAGAUAAUACAAUUUUGUGAUAUACGGAAGCAAGAGGGUGAUUGUGAUAUGUGAAUGUAACAGGUAAAUCGUAAGUUUACAUCAGAGACAACAUUGUGUACACACCUACAUACAUUGUAUACCUACUCGCAAAUAAGAAAUGGCAGAGAAUCUCGGCAAACGGCCCUCCAAGGGAAUCUUGAAAACAUCCAGCAGUUUUGACAACCAAGAGACCCCAUCAAGGGCAACAAAAGAAACUAAAUGGGACGAGAUGAAUAUUAUAGCAACGUUACAUCCAGCAGACAAAGAUUAUGGACACAUGAAAAUUGAAGAGCCCAAAACUCCCUACAAUUUUGAAGGUGCUAAGAACGAUGACCAUUUAGAUUCUUCAGCUGUAGCAUCAAAACUGGAAAAAAAUAUUAAGCCAAAAAUAUUUGAAGAAUCAAGUGAAGAAGAAGAAGACGAAGAGACACCAGAAGAGAAAGAGAGGAGAAAAGCUUUUGAGACCAAAAGAAAAGGUCACUACCGAGAAUGGGAAGCUGUUCAACUUGCACGCAAAAAGCUAUUAGAAGAAGAAGAAGAUGAGGAAGAAGAGACAAACAAUGAAAGGGAUGAAGAAGAUGAAGAGACAGAAAAGGAGGAAGAUAAAGAUGAUGUAGAAAAAUCAGAAGAUAAUCAGAGAGAAAGUGAUAAAAAAACUGCAAACAAGUGCGUGCCAUUAAGUGAAAAUGACACUGAAUCAGGAUGAGUGCUAUGGCAGUAAUCAUGCUAUAUCACUUGUCAUGCAUAAAUCGUCCGUUGAGAUUGAUAUUUUUUGAAAGAAAUCUUAUUGAUUGAUAUUUUUUGAAAAUAUCUUAUUUUUGUGAUUUUUUCUGCUUUUUUAUCUAUAUACUAUGUUCCUCAAAAUUUUUUACAGACCCUGAAAAAAAUUGUAUAUAAUUAUAUGAUUUUUAUAAUCCAAUUUUGUUAAGACAAUUAACAGAUUAGGCAUAUAAUCGAAUUAAAUAUUGUAAAAAUGUAACUGAAUCUAAAAAUCAUACACUACUGCUAGAAAGUUUAGAUUAUUUGCCAAAGUGUGCCAAAAACAAUUUUGUUUUUUCCUUUUUUUAUGUUAAUGUUUUUUUUUGCAUAGUAAUUAUUUAAUAAUUGAUGUAAUCUAAUCAUCUAACUCUUUGCCAAAAUUUAGUAACAAAUUGGAACUAAGUUUUUUAACACAUAAAAAUAAUAAUAAAAAAAGAUGUUUAGUUAGAAGCUAUCUAAUGGUAGUGUACUUAACUAUGUACAAUUAUUCAAUGUAUAUGUUUUACUGUAAACUAUUAUAUUUAUAUAAUUAUAUAUACAGAAUGAUUCAUGAUAUAUGAUUAUAUAGAGUCAAUAUAAUUAUGUAUACACUUUUUCCCAGGGAGCUAGCUGUAGAACAUUACGUUUACGGCUUGUAACAUAAAAUUGAAAUCAUAUUAUUCUUUAUUAUUAUUAAUUUCUGUAUUGCUUACAAUUCAUUGUUAGGUUACAAGAAAAGUAACAUUGCCAACACGGAUCUAUACUCCGAUAAACACGUUGAAUAUUUGUAUGAUAAACAGUCUUUGUAGAAAAUUCAUCCAUUAAAAGUAAGGGUAAUGCGCCCAUUUUGGUAUCUUCCAACAAAACAACAAAUAACACCAAAUCAACUCCAUUUUAGACAAGCAGCUUUCAAAAUUUUACAGUAUUUGCGCCAAAACAAUUUUGAAAUAACGAAAACAUACUGUAAAAUAUUAUUGCUUUUGUUGUGAUUAAUAAUAUAUUUUUGCGUUGUAAAUAAUAAGAUUGCAGAACCCCAUUAGAUAUAUUUACUAUACUAAGUAAAAAAAAUAGGCAAUGCUGUCUCGGUAUUUAAAAAAAAUAAAAAUAUAAUAUAAAGAUAUAGUAAUAUCUUUGUCAUAAAUUGAUGAAUUUUGUAAAACAUUAACUCUUACUUUUUCUUUCGCUAAAAUGAAAACUUGUAUUGUGAGAUUACUAUUAAUUCGAUAUUUUCUCCAACUUCAUAUAUAUAUACACACAUAUAUUUAUGUUAAAUAACCACUGAUUAGGAUAUUUAUUAUGUUUUGACAGAAAAACUAACAAUGUCAAGUAUCUAAAACCGACUGGAGCCAGUCGCAAAAAUGGUUGUUGUGCAUGUGUAAAGAAGAAAUUCAAGAAACAAUAUUAAAAAAUUAAUGUACUAUUUGAUUAUGUGAAAGUUUUGAAAAUCAAAAAUGUAUUUCAAAAUAGACAAAAAUUAUUUAAAUAAAUAAUACGUUUCAAUUAUUAUCUUACUCAGAGGCGUCUUUAGGAUUCAUGGGGCCCUAGGCCCAGAUCGUAUCGGGGCCCCUCAAAAUUUCAUCGAAAUAUUACAUUCAAAUGCCUGAUUUAGAAAAAUAUAAUACGUAACGAGUAAGUAAAAAUAAAUUUAUAAUAAUUGAACUGCCUUUUGUAAAGUUAAAUAUCCCAGGCAAGAAUAGUAUGUAUAGGCUAUGAAUAUAGAAUCUGAUGUAUUAAAUUUUAUUUCAUUUGAAGAGUUAAUCUCAGAUUUUGCAACAAAAAAAGGAAGAAAAAAAUGUAGUUUUUUUUUUAAUAAAUCAAUUAUUAAAUUC